AUGACUUCCAACGUAAUUGACCUCAUCUCUUCGAGUCCGCCUAGAGAUGUCGUGCCACCUAGGCAUGCGGCGGCCAAAUCCGACUCCGCGCCAUCAAAACCGGCGCAUGUCGAGAUUCACUCGGACGAUUUCUGUAGCAGCGGGGAUGAUAUACUUGAAAGUCCAAGGCUCAUAAACGAACCAAGUGCGAAGCGGCUGUGCUUGUCUGCUAAGGAGAGCGUUUACCAGCAAUGCCGACCCUCCAGCUCAUUCGUCUCGGCAGAGUCAUUGCAAGUCAAAGGCUCGAAAAGGAUGACAUUGCCAGAAGAAGUCGAAUGCGUCAUCCCUAUACAAACAAAUAGAGCUGUUUCGCCCUUAACCUCUCCUAAACGACGAGUCACCAGCUUGAGGAGGAGCAGGACAGAGCCGGUGCAGCCCAACAGUGGCUGGUUGCCCGACUCUGAUCCAUUUGCUAGCUCACCACCACCACGACUGGCUGCCAACACGCCACACGCCCAAAUUGCUCAAGAUAACCUGUCAGAUCCAUUUGCCAGCUCGCCUGUGAGAAUAACGGCGCCCUUCUCCACAUCCCAUACAUCUCUCGCUCGAGAACCGGCACGCCCAAAAAGUACAGUGGCUGCCUGGGAUCCCAUAUCUAGCUCAGCUCCGUGUUCAUCCGCGCCUCUAAAUACCACAGUUGCACCUCCAAAUUGCUUAAUACGCAGUCCAUCUGUUAUCAGCAUCGGAGACACAUCUGCUUCUAGCGAUGACGAGCUACCGGCCAUUAGCAAUUUCGACUUGUCACAAGGCCGGUCUACAUACCAUGAUUAUACAUGGAACUCUGAUCCGAAAGCCAAGUCGGCGAACGAUUCCAAGCGUAAACGUUCCGAGACUAAGCAGAAAAAGCCGCGACAGGCCAUUGACCCAAGUCAGCGCGCUGCGGCCAAGGCUCACGAGAAAGAGCAGAAACGUCAGGAACGAGAACGAGAAAAGGCAGAGCGGCAACGGCAAAGAGAUGCUGCAGCUGCCAUCGUGGAAGUGAACAAGGCAAAAGGAAACAGAAAGGUAUCUGCAAAAGAAAUGAUUGUGGAGAUUCCGCUCUCUCUCCCGUCAACAAUCAAAGUGCAGCUAGAAACGCUGCUCGGGGGACUCGAAGUGCAACAUCGAGACUAUGAAAAUUCAGUACACAAUGUUAUCAAGUGGCGUCGCAAGAUCAACAGCAGGUUUGACGACGAGUCAGGUCAAUGGGUCCCGGUGCCGCUGCGUAUUGAACAAGAGGAACAUGCCCUCGUUUUCAUGACUGCAGAGAACUUGGUGCGGCUCGCCGUGGACGACGGCCUUGACGCGCAUAUGGCCUCGCUCCGAGGCCAAUAUCCAAACGAAAAACUCAUUUACAUCCUGCAAGGCGUUACAGCUUGGAUGAGGAAGAAUCGGAACAUACGAAACCGGCAGUUUGCCGCUGGUGUACGAUCACAGAACGAAAGUCAGACAGCCCCUGGACGUCGACGAGCUGAGCCAGCCGAAUACAUUGACGAGGACAUGGUGGAAGACACUAUGCUCCGACUGCAAGUCGAGCACGACGUGCUCAUCCACCACACUGCCAUACCGCUCGAAACGGCGCAAUGGAUUUCCAUAUUUACGCAAAAUAUUUCUACCAUUCCCUACAAGAGGCAGAGGGACGAGGAUACGGCCGGCGCGCGUUUCUGCAUGGACAGCGGUCAGGUCAGGACGGGCGAGAACACGCAAGAUACCUACGUGCGCAUGCUACAGGAAAUCUUCCGCGUGACAGCUCCUAUCGCCUAUGGUGUUGCGUCAGAAUUCAGCAGUGUCACGAAGCUGGUCGAAGGGUUAGAGGCGCGCGGGCCUAAUGCGCUGGAGCAGCUCCGUAAGAGCGCCAACAAAGACGGAGCGUUCUCAGACCGGGCGAUUGGACAGGCCGUGAGCAAGCGCUUCUACAAAAUUUUUACGGGCACAGACAAGACCAGCACGGAUGUUUAA
Beauveria bassiana ARSEF 2860 is the source of this 1977-nucleotide messenger RNA. Its product is annotated as ERCC4 domain-containing protein. The record is from RefSeq and is a predicted model, not a curated record. Gene Ontology annotation, cellular component: nucleus; Holliday junction resolvase complex. The transcript has a single exon. Gene Ontology annotation, biological process: double-strand break repair; replication fork processing; mitotic intra-S DNA damage checkpoint signaling. Bases 1 to 1977 code for a protein of 658 amino acids. NCBI's taxonomy places the organism in Eukaryota, Fungi, Ascomycota, Sordariomycetes, Hypocreales, Cordycipitaceae. Gene Ontology annotation, molecular function: DNA binding; nuclease activity.